Molecule: messenger RNA, 5068 nt
Organism: Mugil cephalus (flathead mullet)
Lineage: Eukaryota; Metazoa; Chordata; Actinopteri; Mugiliformes; Mugilidae
Gene: itga4
Product: integrin alpha 4
Exons: 29
Coding region: 415-3525 (1036 amino acids)
Biological process (GO): cell-cell adhesion; integrin-mediated signaling pathway; cell-matrix adhesion
Cellular component (GO): integrin complex; external side of plasma membrane
Molecular function (GO): integrin binding
Source: RefSeq, a predicted model, not a curated record
AACACCGUUACACGCGCACAAAUGAGGGAGGGUCUAGACGCGCUCCUCUCGUGCUGCUGUGUUCUCAGUUUCAUUGAGUUCAUCCGAAACUAAACUGAAGUUCAGUUUAACUCAUUUAAAUUUUUCUCUUUUCCUUUUUCUUUUUUUUUUUUUUUUUUUAGUGUCUUCUCAAAGGCACUUUUUCGUUGUAAACCUCCUCGUGGGCUGCCGUGGGUUUAUGCGCGAGAGGCGCAACAGGAGGUUUUUGAAGGCUUGUCACUGAGGAGGAUAUAACUGGCGCUACUUCAACAUAGAACCGGCUCUUUCUGAUUUUUAUCCAUCCAUCUGGCACCGGCAUCGUGUGGACCUGAGGUCUGACCCGGGAAAGGCUCCCAGCCCUUCUGUCUGAGCGGUAACAUCCGAACCCUGCCCAUCAUGAGCCGCUCAGUGGUUGGCGUAUGUUCACGUCUGGGCCUGGUCCUGACUCAGGUCCUGGUUCUGGUUCAGGUUCAGGUCCGUCCUGCUGCAGGUUACAGUCUGGAUCAGGACCACAGUCUGGAGUUCACGGGUCCCUCCUCCUCCAUGUUUGGCUACUCGGUCCUGCUGCAUCGACACGGCACUCACAGCUGGUUGGUGGUUGGAGCUCCAGUGGCGAACUCGUCCACCAGUCCGCACGUUCAAUCUCCAGGAGCCGUUUUCCGCUGCGGCAUCACCCCGGAUCCCCAGAGAUGCCACAACAUGCAUGCAGAAGUGCAAAGCUGCGGGAAGACGUGUGAAGCAGAGAGUGAUCACCAGUGGCUGGGAGUCAGUCUGUCCAGACAACCUGGAGAAAACGGGGGACACGUCCUGGCGUGUGCUCACCGCUGGAAGAACGUCUUCUACUCAAAGAAGGACAAUAUGAACAACAAGCUGCCUAAUGGGGUCUGUUAUCGCUACAGCGACGACCUGAGAUCCCCCCAACCCCUCAUCCCCUGUUACAAAGACCACCAGAGAAAGUUUGGAGAACAUUAUGGAUCAUGUCAGGCGGGUAUUUCCAACGUCCUGACAAAGGAUCUGAUCAUCAUGGGAGCACCAGGGACGUCUUAUUGGACAGGGUCUGUUCUGGUCUUCAACACGUCCGGUGGUGGAAUGUCCGUCUACCUGGAUGAUGAGAACGGAGCCGUCAGCUUUGGAAGCUACUUGGGUUAUGCAGUCGGAGCCGGUCAUUUCCUGAGUCCUGAUUCUGUCGAGGUUGUAGGUGGAGCUCCACAAUACAACCAGAAGGGAAAGGUCUUCAUCUUCUCCAUUGACGGCAACAUGCUGCGGGUCAUCUCCCAGGUGGCUGGAAAAGAGCUCGGAUCGUACUUCGGCUCCAGCCUUUGUGUGGUGGACCUGAACGCUGACGGUUUGUCAGACCUGUUGGUCGGCGCUCCCAUGGCGACAGGCGUCACCAGAGAGGAAGGAAGAGUCCAUGUGUACAUCAACCAGGGGCAGGCAGAUCUACAGGAGAUGGAGUUUCAGCUGACUGGUAGUGACGCCUAUGCCGCCCGCUUCGGAGAAACCAUCGCUGACCUGGGAGACCUGGAUGAUGACGGGUACCCAGAUGUGGCCGUCGGUGCACCACAGGAGGACGACCUCAAAGGGGCGGUUUACAUCUACAACGGCAGGAAGGACGGCAUCUCACCAACUCCUUCACAGAGAAUUACUGGAUCCUCUCUGGGUCGUGACCUCAGGAUGUUCGGUCAGUCUCUGAGUUCCGGUAUCGACAUCGAUGAUAACGGCUACCAGGAUGUGGCGGUUGGUGCUUUCCUGUCAGACUCGGCCGUGGUGCUGAGGACCCGUCCCGUGAUCCAGGUGAAGGCGUCUCUGACGCUGCCGGACCAGAUUGACAGGGAGGUGGCGCUGUGCCGCGAGCACAACGCUCCGACUGUCUGCUUCAACGUCACCAUCUGCUUCAGCGUCCGAUCCAAACAGUUCAGAGGAGCCAUAGAUCUUCAAUAUAAUUUGACCUCAGACCUCCUCCAUAAACCGUCCUUCCCUCAUCGUUUCUAUUUCCACGGUAACGGGUCAUCCAAUAGCACAAGGGGGCGCGUGAGGGCACGACUUGGUCAACUCACUUGUGCAACCCAUGUGGCUUAUCAAAGGAAAGACGUGAGGGACAUUUUCACUGCGGUUCAGUUCGAGGUUUCCUACAGUCUCAGAGAAACCCAAACCCACAGAAGCACUUCCAAAGGCUUCCCUCCAAUAAAACCGAUUCUGCAGCAGGGCGCAGGACUCCACAACACCAUCACCAACCAGACCUGGUUCGCUCGUUCCUGCUCUUUAGUGAACUGUUCGACCAACAUGCAGCUGAAAACGCAACUCGUUCUGCCAGAUGAGCAGGAUUACUUUGCUCUGGGAUCUGGACAAACCAUCACCCUGAAAACCACGCUGGUGAACGCCGGAGACGACGCCUUCCUGCCGCGACUGACUCUUCGAUUCCCGGACAACAUCCACUACGUUAAAGUGCUGCAGAACAAAGACAACGUGGUCAGUUGUGACGUCACACUGGAAGCCAACACUACAAUCGUGGGUGUGGACUGUAGCGUCACCAGCCUCCAGCUGCCAGCCAACUCCCAGCUGGACAUCAACUUUUUAUUGGACGUGAACCAGAACAGCACACCUGGAGACAUCCUCAUCCGCCUCAACACCAGCAGCGACAACUACGAGAACAAGGAGUAUUUCCAGGACAACUCCGUCAGCCUCAUGCUUCGUCUCAAAUACGGAGUCAACGUCAACAUCCACGGUUUUGUGACUCCCACCUCUUUUGUGAUUGGAGAUGAAGACUUGACUCCAGCUGACUGCUUCUCUGAGAGAUUCAACUACACAUACAAGGUGUUGAACUCUGGCCCCAGCCGGUCCGUAGACACCGUGGUUGACAUUAUGCUGCCGAAGACGCUCACGCCUCACCAGCACCGACUGCUGCGGCUGCUCGACUGGCAGACGACUCACGGCGUCUGUUCCAUCAGUCCCACGACUAUUCCAGUCAUCGAUGACUGCGACGUCCCUCAUGCUUCCUACAUCCAAGAGCUCAUCUUCUUCUUCUCGUCCGCCUCCAAGCGCAGAAUGUUUUGCGGCCGCCGCGAUGAGCUGUGUGAGCGGCUGGUGUGUCGUCUUGGUAACCUGGAGGUGGGGAAAGAUGUCACCAUCCAGCUGGAGAUCAGUCUGAACCCUACGGUGCUGAUGCAAGCUCCGGGUCGUCACCAUAUGAUGACGCUGGAGAGCACAGCAGUGAUGUCCUCCCCCAAACAAGACCAUCACACCAUCCUCAUCCAGGAUCAACCCGUAGCAAAUGUUGUGGUGGAAGCCAUUUUUACCCAGAAACCCUCGGCUGCAGUGAAGAUCUUCAUCAUUGUCAUCAGUUUAGUUUUGGGGCUGAUAAUCCUGGGAGUUCUAAUUUGGUGUCUGUACAAGCUUGGUUUCUUUAAGAGAGGCUACCAGACAAACGAGGAGGAGGAGGAGGAAGAGUUAAAGAGAGACAGCUGGGACUACGUUCCCAAGAACGACAAAAGAGAGAGCACUUCCUAACCCCCGGACCGUGACCUCGGACCCAUAUGUGGAGCAGCAAUUUUUAUAAAAGACGCGGCCGUGAGCGCUGCAGACGUCUGGAGGACAUCAUCAGACGUUUGAGUGCGGCGGAUGAAUUUUAAAACUAUCGUUCCUGAUGUGACUUCACAUAAAAAAAAAAAAAAAAGACUUGGCGGAUGAAGGGUUGAUGAAAAGGGAAGUGAACCUGAGUCGGUCGGAUCCAGACCAAUCAGAAGAGCUCGGUCACACCGCCUGCUGUUCCUGAUGACCUCCAUUUUGACUCUGUUAAGAGGAAACGAACCAAAGAAAGCGGCUUUCUGAUUAUCUCGGGGAUUGAAACCUGGUUUCUGAUUGGCUCAUUACUUUGGGAAACCUUCCUUCCGUCCGUCUACAUUAUCUUCUACAUUUUCUUCACCUGCUGACCGACACACGCACCGAGCAGACUCGCUUUUUGUUGCAUCAUUUGACGCUCGUGGGAAACUCCAGAUGUUGUCUGGACGGAAGGCGACUUCCACUGUGGGAUUUGUUUACGUCCCGGUCUAAUCAGCAUUUACAGUCAGUUUAUUCCAGAGGAGCCGCACAGUUUUGUGUCAAACUCAACAAUAAUGAGCCGUCUUGGAAGGAAACUGAGGCUUAGAGAGUCGCCGUCGUCCUGAUAAAUGAUAAGAGAACUUGUUAGAUGGAAAAAACGAAGAAGGAGUAAACAAGACCCAAGACAAGGCAUGAUCCCGACUGGCUAAUGUGUUAGCGGUUAGCUCUGUGAAGUCCAGUGGGAUGAUGUCAGUAUAGGGACAAGAAGGAGCCAGAAGACAGUUAUAGACGCUCUGAUAGUAGAGACAGAAGCUUUGAUGUUCAGGCUCAGGGUGGCGCUGAUAAUAAUCGAGAAAAUGCACUUGGACCUGAAAAGACUUUUGCCUAACGAGGAAGAAAUUACGUAGAAUGUUUUUAUGAUCCAACCACCAUUGCACAGCAGAAAUCAUGCGACAUUAAUAUUAUAAUCAGAAGAAAAACAGUUUCCACAACCAAAUAUCUUGAAGAUGUCCAGAGAAAUGUGCUGCUCUGUUGUUUCUGGCUCUGUCUAAAGAAACCAUGAUGAUAACCGUAGUGCCAACAUGUGUAAACGUUUGUCCUGUGAAUGUUGUGUAAUUAUAUGAAUAAGACAUUUUAUUUAUAGAGCAUAUAUCAGAUAACGCUCCAGAGCAGCAGAGCGAGCAGUGAACGGAGCCACAGGGUUGACAGACGGACGACUACUUGAAAUCAGUGUUUUUAAAAAUGUUUGGUAAAAAAUGUCUUAAAAGCACUGUUUUAAAUGUCUGUCUUCUGUGAACGCAGACACUUAUGAUUAGAUUAGAUUGAUGCCUUAUUUAAAAACAGCUCGUCCCCUCUGUUUUAUAUUUAGUAGGAAUGCACAUCACUCAGACAAGUAUUUUGAUGUUUUAAUAAAACUGUUGUUUUUGUUGUUGUGAACUUGUUCUGCACUGGAGAAUCUCACUGCUUUUAUCAACACUUUUCUAUUAAAAUAAAAGAUUUUCUAUUUAAACAA